Molecule: messenger RNA, 2353 nt
Organism: Alligator mississippiensis (American alligator)
Lineage: Eukaryota; Metazoa; Chordata; Crocodylia; Alligatoridae
Gene: AMPD1
Product: adenosine monophosphate deaminase 1
Exons: 14
Coding region: 63-2261 (732 amino acids)
Biological process (GO): AMP metabolic process; IMP salvage
Cellular component (GO): cytosol
Molecular function (GO): AMP deaminase activity
Source: RefSeq, a predicted model, not a curated record
UGGAGGGGCCGGAGCUGGGCUGGGAGGUCGGGGCCGGCGGUGACGGGCUUGUCCCCGCAGAGAUGGACGAGGCGAUGCGCUCCUUUGCCGAGAAGGUGUUUGCCUCGGAGGUGAAGGACGACGAGACCCGGCACGAGAUCUCGCCCUUCGACGUGGAGGAGAUCUGCCCCAUCUCGCACCACGAGAUGCAGGAGCACCUGAUCCAUCAGGAGAGCCAGGCCUCGCCAGAGAAGCAGAAGAAGCGGCUCCGCCUGAAGACCAUCGCGCUGGUGAUGCCCGUGGCCAAGAGGUCGUCCACCAAGCUGUCCACCAUUGACGAGGUCAUGUCCACUUCGUCGCUCUACCAGGCCGUGCCGAACUUCCAGCGUGUCCAGACCACCUGCGACUAUGCCUCAGGGGUGACGGUGGAGGACUUCGAGGUGGUGUGCCAGGGCCUGUACCGCGCGCUCUGCAUCCGGGAUAAGUACAUGCGGCGCUCGCUCCAGCGCUUCCCGCGCACGCCGGCCCAGUACCUGCGCACCAUCGAGGGCGAGGUCUGGACCGCUGACCAGAGCUGUGGCCCAGUGUUCAACCCCCCGGUGAAGGAGGGGGAGGACCCGUUCCAGUCGGACAACCUCCCCGAGGACUUGGGCUACCACGUACAGAUGCAGGACGGCGUGGCCUACGUCUAUGCUGACGUGGCGGCGCCCGGCCGGGGCCAGCCCAAGGACCUGCCCUACCCUGACCUGGAGGGCUUCAUCAACGACAUGAACUUCCUGCUCGCUCUCAUCGCCCAGGGCCCUGUCAAGACCUACGCCCACCGGCGCCUCAAGUUCCUGUCCUCCAAGUUCAAUCUGCACGAGAUGCUGAACGAGAUGGAGGAGCUGAAGGAGCUGAAGAACAACCCCCACCGUGACUUCUACAACUGCCGUAAGGUGGACACGCACAUCCACGCCGCGGCCUGCAUGAACCAGAAGCACCUGCUGCGCUUCAUCAAGAAGUCGUACCGCGUGGAUGCCGACCGCACCGUCUUCCAGGCCAAGGGCAAGACGCUCACCCUGAAGGAGGUCUUCGCGCAGCUCAACCUGCACCCCUACGACCUGACCGUGGACUCCCUGGACGUCCACGCUGGCCGUCAGACCUUCCAGCGCUUCGACAAGUUCAAUGCCAAGUACAACCCGGUGGGUGCCAGCGAGCUGCGUGACCUCUACCUGAAGACGGAGAAUGCCAUCGAUGGCGAGUACUUCGCCACCAUCAUCAAGGAGGUCGGCUCCGACCUGGAGGACGCCAAGUACCAGUAUGCGGAGCCCCGGCUCUCCAUCUACGGGCGCUCGCCCAGCGAGUGGGACCACCUGGCCUCCUGGUUCAACAAGCACCGCGUCUACUCCCCCAACAUGAAGUGGAUGAUCCAGGUGCCCCGCAUCUAUGACGUGUUCAGGGCUAAGAACUUCCUCCCACACUUCGGAAAGAUGCUGGAGAACGUGUUCGUGCCCAUUUUCAAGGCUACCCUCAACCCACGCGCCAAUAAGGAGCUGAGUGUCUUCCUGCGACAUAUCACAGGCUUUGACAGUGUGGACGACGAGUCCAAGCACAGCGGGCACAUGUUCUCCACCAAGAGCCCCAAGCCGCAGGACUGGACGCACGAGAAGAACCCGUCCUACACCUACUACGUGUACUACAUGUACGCCAACAUCCUGGUGCUCAACAACCUGCGCAGGGAGCGCGGCCUGAACACCUUCCUGUUCCGCCCGCACUGCGGGGAAGCGGGGGCCAUAACGCACCUGCUCGCAGCCUUCAUGACGGCGGACAACAUCUCCCACGGCCUGAACCUGAAGAAGAGCCCGGUGCUGCAGUAUCUCUACUUCCUGGCCCAGAUCCCCAUCGCCAUGUCCCCGCUCAGCAACAACAGCCUCUUCCUGGAGUACGCCAAGAACCCGCUGCUGGACUUCCACCAGAAGGGCCUGAUGGUGUCCCUGUCCACCGACGACCCCAUGCAGUUCCACUACACCAAGGAGCCCCUGAUGGAGGAGUACGCCAUCGCCGCCCAGGUCUUCAAGCUCAGCACCUGCGACAUGUGCGAGAUCGCCAGGAACAGCGUGCUGCAGUGCGGCCUGUCCCACGAGGAGAAGGUGAAGUUCCUGGGCGAGCACUACCUGGAGGAGGGCCCGCUGGGCAACGACAUCCGCAAGACCAACGUGGCGCAGAUCCGCAUGGCCUACCGCUACGAGACCUGGUGCUACGAGCUCAACCUCGUGGCCGAGGGGCUCAAGAGCCACGAGUAGCCCCGGCGCGGCCCGAGCCCGCACCCUGCCGCAAUAAAGGGCGGCCCGUCCCGCCGCCGGCCUCUCUCGCACCCGCGUGUCCCGACCGGCCG